Messenger RNA from Mobula hypostoma (lesser devil ray), 4838 nucleotides. RefSeq names its product adducin 1 (alpha) (gene add1). The record is from RefSeq and is a predicted model, not a curated record. The transcript is spliced from 19 exons. Gene Ontology annotation, molecular function: actin filament binding. The coding region runs from base 262 to 2988 and encodes 908 amino acids. Gene Ontology annotation, cellular component: focal adhesion; adherens junction; cytoskeleton. NCBI's taxonomy places the organism in Eukaryota, Metazoa, Chordata, Chondrichthyes, Myliobatiformes, Myliobatidae. Gene Ontology annotation, biological process: barbed-end actin filament capping; positive regulation of establishment of endothelial barrier; positive regulation of adherens junction organization.
AGAGCCCUAUGCUGCCACGGGCCGUCGUCGCUGCAUUUGCCGUCCGCCUAGCUUCUUCGGCUGGAGCCGCGGUGGACGCCGCACCCAUGUCAUCUUGUGUGUAUUAGAUAGGCGGGGUUAGAGGAGGAGGGGAGCGAGAGGGUGGAAAAAUAAUAACCCCGCCGCCUUCCUCUAUCACCCCAUUUAAAACAAAAUACGCGCUCACCGGUCACCUCAGAUCACGGCGAUUUUCACGAUAGAAGGAGCCUAGAAUACCUUGCCAUGAAUGGUGACUCUGGUGUAGGGGUGGUUACUUCCCCACCCCCAUCUACUGCUCCACACAAGGAGAAAUACUUCGACCGAGUUGAUGAAAACAAUCCUGACUACCUCAGAGAGCGGAAUAUGCCACCUGAUUUGCGACAGGAUUUCAACAUGAUGGAACAGCGGAAGAGGGUUUCCAUGAUUCUGCAGAGUCCGGCUUUCUGUGAAGAAUUGGAAUCAAUGAUUCAAGAGCAGCUGAAGAAAGGAAAGACUCCAACUAGUCUACUUGCAUUGCAACAGAUUGCUGACUUCAUGACAACAAAUGUGCCCAGUAUGUAUCCUGCUGCACCACAAGGAGGAAUGGCUGCAUUAAACAUGAGUCUAGGAAUGGUUACCCCAGUGAAUGAUCUCCGUGGAUCUGAAUCUGUUGCAUAUGAGAAAGGAGAGAAAUUGCUGCGAUGUAAGCUGGCUGCUUUCCACAGAUUAGCAGACCUCUUUGGAUGGUCACAGCUUAUCUAUAACCACAUAACAGUGCGAGUCAGCUCGGAGCAGGAACAUUUUCUCAUUGUCCCUUUUGGCCUUCUUUACAGUGAGGCCACAGCAUCAAGUUUGGUUAAAGUUAAUCUUCAAGGUGAUGUAAUUGAUCGUGGUUGUACCAAUUUGGGAAUAAACCAGGCUGGCUUUACUUUGCACUCUGCCAUCUAUGCAACUCGUCCAGACAUCCGCUGCAUCGUACACAUUCACACACCAGCUGGGGCUGCAGUGUCUGCAAUGAAGUGUGGCCUGCUACCAAUCUCCCCAGAAGCAUUGACCCUUGGAGAGAUAUCUUACCAUGAUUACCAUGGAAUCCUUGUGGAUGAAGGAGAAAAGAUACUAAUACAGAAAAAUUUGGGCCCCAAAAACAAGGUGCUUAUUCUGAGGAACCAUGGUCUCGUUGCCAUUGGAGAAACCAUUGAGGAAGCUUUCUAUUACAUUCACAACCUGGUUGUUGCCUGUGAAAUUCAGGUUCGUACAAUGGCUAGUGCUGGAGGCCCUGACAAUUUGGUUCUCUUGGAUCCUGUAAAGUACAAAGCCAAAUCUCGCUGUCCUGAGUCAUCAGGGGAUGAAAAUAGUUCACAUCCUAAAUGGCUGAUUGGGGAGCAAGAAUUUGAAGCCUUGAUGCGAAUGUUGGAUAAUCUGGGUUACAGGACUGGUUAUCCUUACCGUUGCCCAGCUCUGCGAGAAAAAAAUAAGAAUCGCAGUGACGUUGAGAUCCCACCCUCUGCCACAGGUUUUACCUUUCCAGAGGACAGUGACUCUAGCUCUCGCUCCCCUCUCAAGCAAAGUUCUCAGAAACAGCAGCGAGAGAAGACGAGAUGGCUGAAUGCAGGCAGCACAGGCAGAGUUGAUGAAGUGCCUGAAGAGUCUAGGAAUGGUGGCAGCCCCAAAUCGAAGACUAAGGUGUGGACGAACAUUACACACGAUCACGUGAAACCCUUGCUGCAGUCUCUCUCGUCCGGUGUCUGCGUGCCAAGCUGUAUUUCCAACUGCUUGUGGACAAAAGAUGGUGCUGGUCCAAUUCCCAAUCAGUUUGUGCCACUAAACACUGAUCCACGUGAGUUCAAAGAGAUGAGGAAUAAGAUUCGGGAACAAAAUUUGCAAGAUAUAAAAACAGCCGGGCCUCAGUCUCAGUUGUUAUGCGGUGUUGUGCUGGAUAGGUCUUUUACUCAGAAUUUAUCUAUAUGGGAGGAUGCACCACUUUCAGACUGUACGGAAUUUAUUGAUGGUCUCGAUCUCUCAGAGCAAGCCUUAAAUCGCACUAACCCUGUUAGAAAGGGAGAGCUAGUGACGGCAUCAAAGGCAAUCAUUGAAAAGGAAUACCAGCCACGAGUAAUUGUGAGCACUGCACCCAAUCCCUUUAAUAAGUUGACGGACCGUGAACUCGAUGAGUAUCGCAAAGAAGUUGAACGCAAGCAGAAGGGACCUGAAGUUGAGAAUGACGAGAUCUCGAAAGUUGGGUCCACUGGAAUGCAUCCUGAAGGCAAGCCAGAUAAUCAAGACAUCACAACUGAAGUACAAUCUUGCACCAACCAAGAAUGUUCCGUAGAGGCUGAGAGUCCAUGCAGUUACAGGCAGACCUCUGGACAGACACCACCUUCCAGUAUAGGCCACAUCUCCAAGCAGUUCAAGCCGGGAGACGAAGAUGCAAAAGAAUCUCUACACAGCCAGCUACACAGUGCCAUUGUCAAGGCACUUGGCACUUCUGGUGACCGUAUUCCUUCAUCUGACCCCUUGAGCAUUGGCCAGCAGGAGCUUCCAGAGCCCCAGACAGAGGAGGUGAAAGUCAACGACCAGCAGAGUCCUGCAGACCACACCCCCACCUGCACACCCCCCAGUACACCCACAAAAGUAGAUGAUGAAUCGCAAAUGGAACAGACACGCAAGGAUGACAGUGCUGCAACUUUCCAACAGUCUCCACCUGAACUCGCCCCUGAUGAGCCCUUGGAAACACCGACCGUCCAGACCCCUGCAAAAGAGGAGUCGGACAGCCCAAGCAAAGACCUGAGUAGGAAGCUUGAGGAGCUGACUACCACUGAGCAGCAGGAGGAGCCCUCCUCGCCCCCUCCUGAGCAGGUGCCUUCAUCACCCGUUGAGGAGGUGGCUGACGCGGCCAGCGACGAGUCUCCCAGCAAGUCACCCUCAAAGAAGAAGAAAAAGUUCCGCACCCCUUCCUUCUUGAAAAAGAAUAAGAAGAAAAGUGAAUCCUAAAGAACCCCCCCCCCCACCCUUUUUUUUAAGCAGGAAAGGCAUAAUGCCCUUGAUUCUAAUUCAUUUCUAGAAUGUACAAGGUUGUAUUGUCUAGUGUUAUAUUUUAAACAAAAACAUCCAUGUAACGGAAUGCAAUGAAAUGUCUAGUAUAGCUCAAAUGAUCUCGAAAGUAACAGGACAUCUUUUGACACAAAACAGAGGUGCUAACCUUUUCAGUACAGUAGGUGCAAGCCUUCAAGUGUUUAAUCUCAGCAUGGUUUACCACUUCGAGAUAGAGUUAGAACAAUGAAACCAGAAGAAACCUUUAUAAUGAGAUUAUGUCGUAAUGAUGAAUUAAUUGCUUUGUUGUAAUAUGCAGCUGUUAUAGUGGAGAUAUACAUUUUAACAUGUGUAUGAGAGACAUCCUGCGCAUGACUCUUUAAUACCAGCCAAUUGUGAUGCUGCACACCUUUUUAGCCAGCAAUGUUUAAAGGAAGAUUACUACAUGUAGAUGGCACAGAUUAUGAGUUGCUUACUUCAGAAAAUGAGAAAUGAUCUGGGUUUUGCCGAAUCAUGAAUACUGUUAUUUUUUCCCCUUCUACACCCCUUAAGGAAACUUACUGCUAUUGCCUGUUGCGAAUAGUUUCCUUUGGGUGCUUUGACCAAUGGUCCUGCCAUGUAACCCUCUGCCACUUGUUCAAGAGCAUAACGAAGUUAUUGAGUCUGGUGACUCGUUUCCCAACAUUUUGUCACUGCAUCAUUUGUCUGAUACUCUUCUGUUUGUGAAAUACUGCUUAGAUUAAAGUGAAGGAAAAGUUGUGGUUCUAUACAGGAUGAAACAAGUUGCUUGUAUUUAUACAGUGCUUUAUCACAUUCAUGAACCCUCCUUAUUUUGCAGUUCAGUGAUUGUACAGUCAAAUGUGUCAUUUAAAAUAUGUCUUGAGUAGAAAUUCAAGAGCCCUUUCCAGUGGGCAGUGCUGUUUGGAACUUAUCAUCUCUUCUCAUCCCAUCUCCAGCAUUCUUUGAUGUACAACCCUCCACCACAUCCUCAUUCACAAUGACUUGAUCAGGAGGUGGAGCAAGUUUCUGCUGAACUCAGCCCCUCCCUUCUGCUCCCACAGCAGAAUAUUAUGGUACCCCAUGCUGACCAAAGUUCUUCUUUCACUGCCCCCCCCCAACCUGGAUUCUAAUUAACCAAGUCACCUUCGUAAAUAGACAGAUUCCUUUACAUUGUUUAUUUUAAACGGGAUUGAUGGAAAUUCUACCAGUGCAACAUAACACUGCACUAAAACUGAUAGUUUACUUUGAACUUCGAACCCUUCUCAUUACAGGCAGCAUUGCUCGCCGCCCCUAGUGGAAAUUCUUCCAUUCCCGUAGGAGGUCUGGGUUGUUGUAUGGUAUUACAUUUGCAACAAACUUGGAACAGUGAUGAAACCAUCGCUGUGCUGAUGUACAGCUGCAGCAUUCCCCACUCUCAGUAAGUCUGCAGGUGGGUUGAGGUGGGGCCGUGGUGGAAAUGGCCGCAAAAGUAUAAUGCAGGAGUACAAUUUGCGUACAGGUGUGUAAUGAGGACUGCAUGGCAUCACUGGCUUUACGCUUGUAUUUUACCCUUGUAUAACUUCUGUACUCUAAACAAUUUUAAGUUUUCUGUUAAUUUGUUAGAAUUGCCAGACUUAACAAUGUCACCUAUGUUUAGAUUCUCAUUUGUUAAUUAUCCUCUAUUGAUUUUUAUCCUACGUUUUCAAUUCUUUGUAUGAAAACAAAGAAUUCUAAGUAAAAAAAUAUUACUUAUGAAAAGAAUCAUAUCUAAUUUUUUUUAAGUUUCAUUGUAACAUUUUUUUGAAGUUACUUAAAUAAAAUCCUUUCUUUAA